Eimeria tenella is the source of this 1958-nucleotide messenger RNA. RefSeq lists its product as uncharacterized. The annotation marks the transcript as partial. The record is from RefSeq and is a predicted model, not a curated record. Lineage: Eukaryota; Apicomplexa; Conoidasida; Eucoccidiorida; Eimeriidae. The transcript is spliced from 2 exons.
ACAGUGCAGCAGCAGCAGCAGCAGCAGCAGCAGCAGCAGCAGACACAGGAGCAGGAAUUGCUGCUGCUGCUGCUGCUGCUGCGAUUGCUGGUACAGCGGAUUGCAGGGAGGCUCUUGCUUCUGCGCUGGAUGAGCUGCCGCAGCUGCUGCAGCAGGCUGAAGGCGCUUUUGCUGCAGCAGCAGCAGGGCCACCACGUGCAGCUACGCCCAAGCAGCAGCAGCAGCAGCAGCAGCAGCAGCUGCAGCAAGCUGCUGUAGACCUUGCAGCAGCAGUGCUGCGGCAAAUUGCGGCUGUUGCUUUCUUUUUGGACUGCGUGCUGCCCCCUCCAAUUUUGCAGCAAGUGUUCCCAUAUCUUGGCAAGGACGCACCACAGCAGCUGCAGCAGCAGCAGCAGCAGCAAGGACGGAAGCAGGGGGAUCCGGAGAAAGCAACAGCUGAUGAAGAGCCUGCAGCGACAGCAGCAGCAGCAGCAGCUUCUGCUGCUGAAUCCGCCGUAGAGCCGUCGCCAACUGUUGGAGUUUCUUCCGAGCCGCAUCAGCAGCAUCAGCAGAAGCAACAGCAGCAGCAGCAGCAACUGCAGCAACAACAGCAACAGCAGCAGCGACCACAGCAGCAGCAGCAACAGCAGCAGCAACAGCAGCAGCAGCAGGGGCGGGAAGAACCGAGGGGCAACCUAUGCUUCGAUAGGAACCAGCACCCGCUGCAGCAGGCCCUCCAGUGCAAAGACCAGCAGCAGCAGCAGCAGCAGCAGCCGCAGCAGCGGCCACAGCAAGAGCAGCAACAGCAGCAACAGCAGCAGCAGCAGCCGGUCUGCGUCUGCUGCUCUGCGGAAGCUCGCCAGGUGCAGGAUUUGGUGCAGCAGUUGGAGCAGCAGGAAGCUGCUGCAGGGCUAGCAGCAGCAACGGCAGCAGCAGCAGCAGAGAAGCAGCGAGCAGCAGAAGAAGAUGGCUCCUUGUCAGAUGAUGAAACAGCAGUUUCUGUUCUGCUGCUGCAGCGGGAGGCGCAGUCUGCUGCUGCUAACUUGCUGUACGUGCAGCAGAUGCUGCAGCAAGAGCAGCAGCGGCUGCAGCUCCUGUUGAAAGAUUGCUGCUGCGCUGCUUCUGCAGCAGCAGCAGAAGCAGAAGCUGCAGCAGAAGCUGCACCCACCUCAGUCACACCAGCAGCAGCAACAAUUGACGCAACACUUAGUGGAAAUGCAGAAGCGACGCUAACACCGCCAGCAGCAGCAGUAGCAGCAGCAUCAAGUGCAGCAGCAGCAGCACCAACUGCAGCAGCAGCAGCAAUGGAAGCAGCGCCAGCGGCAGUAGCAGCAGCAGAAGGAGCAGCAACAGCAGCAGAAGGGGGAACAGAGAUAGAAAUUACUGAGCCACUCGACGAUGGUCAGGCAGCAGCACCAAGAGAAGCAGCAGCACCAGCUGCUGCUGCUGAUAGUGCUGCUGCUGCUGCUGCUGGUGCACACGCCGUCGCUCUGCAGGACACAAGCCAGUUGCAGGAGCAGCAGCAGCAGCAGCAGAAGCUGCAGCCGCUGCUGCCUCCAGUGUACCACCCAGGGCACGCAGAUGGCUCAGCAGCUGCAAGCAGCAGCAGCAGCAACAGCAGCAGCAGCAAGAGCUCCUCGAAGAGGCGACGCAUAGACGUAUCUCCGCCGGUUAGCGAACCAGACGAAAGUCCAGCAGCAGCAGCAGCAACGCUAGCAACAGCAGCAGCAGUAAUGCCAGCAGCAGCAGCGGCAGCAACGCCGCAGGCAGCAGCAGCAGCAGCAGCAGAUGACCGGCCAGAAGAGCUUCGCCAAAGCAGCGGGAAAAGGCGCAGCAGCAGAACCGCCCGCACGAGCAGCAGCAGCAGCAGCAGCAGCAGCAGCAGCAGCACGGCAGCGACUUUCUCAAACUCUCCGCCCCACAGAGCGAAGCUGCCGGGGCUGCUUGAGCCGCAGCCGACAGACAAAACAGAACAGUAA